AUGAAUGCUCAAACUGAAGAUAAACAUGUAGAUGGAACUUGUAUAACAGCAAACAUUCAGAAAACACAUGAAGAUAUUAAACGGGAAAUAAUGCAGUACAAGUCGAGAUCGGAAAGGUAUAAUUAUGAAAAAGAUAUUAGCCGCUUACGUGAUUUAAUACAGAAGAAAUUAGCAGUGUCUUCUUCAUUAGAAAUUCGUUCACUAGUUAAAGCAACAUAUUUUAUUCGACAAGAAAUUCAAUCGAAACAAAGAUGUUAUUCAUUAGAAAUGAAAACGUUAUCAUAUCCAGAACUUUUAGACGAAAAUGCUGCAAGUAUUGAGCGAAGUGAGUUUAUACAGAGUAAAACAUUGAGUGAGGGCGAUCAAUACUAUUGA
This is a messenger RNA of Didymodactylos carnosus, 375 nucleotides long. The record is from the annotation of a GenBank genome assembly. Lineage: Eukaryota; Metazoa; Rotifera; Eurotatoria; Philodinida; Philodinidae.